CAGUCAGCUUCGAGGCAGGCGCAUUGACUAGUCGGCCGUCUGCUUCUAGUGCGUCGUCCUGCAAACACCCGGAAUAAUCCGGGCGAUGGCAUCCAACGAGUAACCAAAACUAAUACCACGCAACGGAAACAUGAGUUGCUCAAACCACCAGAAUCGUUAGGAUUCUUCCUCAGCCAAACAACUCAAAUCAAAACUCGGAACGAAUAUCAAAAUAUACAGUGAAAUUGUUGUUGUGCUACUCUUCGACGUCAGUUUAUUUUUAUCUAUUAUGUUAAUGGAUGAAAGUGUGCUACUUUGCGAGAUGAUGCAUUAGGAACGAUUAUCACGAUUUCUUCUUCGGAUCUUCGAAAGUGAAGAUGACGAGUAGAGUAGAACCCGGACCGCUAGUACCGCCCAAACCCAACGGGACAAGAUUUCCAAGUCUGAUGUACCCAACCGAUCCCAAAGUAGAGCUCUGCGCUCGAGUCGAUACUUACUAUGAUCUCACCGCUGCAGCCGUUUUUCUAGUGUGCAUAGUCGUUGGAGUUCUUUAUACAUUUCUAGGUUAUCAGUGCUUUAAGACCGUAAUGUUUCUCACUGGAUUCAUCUCCGCUUCACUUAUAGUUUAUCUCAUAUGUCUUCAAGGUGAACUGAUGCCCUCUUAUGGAAACGCAGGUGUUGCUCUGCUGGCCGGAGUUCUUUUCGGACUGAUAACAAUGCUGGUACAAUACGUCGGUCUGUUCGUCAGCGGUCUUCACACCGGUCUCCUCCUGGGCGCUGCGUCACUCUUGAUAACCGACUAUCUCGUCAACACCUCACCCAAAGGAUCCAUCUGGUUAUGCGUGGGCAUUUUACUCGCUAUGGCAUUAACAUUCGCAAUUUUGACACUAUAUUUUCGAAAAAGUUUGACCAUCGUCUGCACCAGCAUUUUUGGAGGUGCCAUUUUUUCCAUAGGCAUCGAUUACUUCGUCGAACGACUGACCAUUCUGUCUUGGGUAUGGCAAAGGAUGUCCCUCAAACCGGUAGAACCGCCGCCGUGCUGGUUCUCGUGGAUAAUUUUGGCCGCAUGGCCUUCAUUCUUCCUCACUGGCUUGAUCGUGCAGUGCACCGUCACCGGCAAAGGGUUACAUCAUGAAGUGACGAUAGCCCGCAAGAAGCAGAGGGAUCCGAUGAUGCGCGGUCAAACCAGGGCAGAAAUGCGCCAAAACAAGUACAGAUACUUGUACCAAGUCCGCACAGCGCACGGAGAUGUCAUCAGUCGGAAUUUCGUGCAAGCUAUGCAAAACAAAGAUGUGCAACAAGGCGGAGGUGUCGGUGAGUGUAGUACGCUGCAAUCUGAUGCCACCCAUUUGACUAUCUUGCCAGAUUUACAAUUAGCAGCGUACGCAGAAAGCGAAGACGACAGCCAGACAGAGGUCAUCACGCACCGUCAGUGAGAUUUAUUGUUUUCAUUUCAAUUGUGAGAAGAAACGAAACCAAAAGAAAAUAUUUAUUAUUGUGUACAUUUCUAUGGUAUUUUUGUCAUAUCUUUUUAAGACAAUAAUGACAACAGAAGAUGGUUAUGUUUGGCGAUUUUAUUGUCUUUUCAAACAAAGUAGGAGUAUUUUCUGGACGGAAUAUGUUCUCUUGUUUGUAUUAUUUUAAUAAAGAAAGACACCCCCAAA
This is a messenger RNA of Zophobas morio, 1643 nucleotides long. Its product is annotated as transmembrane protein 198. The record is from RefSeq and is a predicted model, not a curated record. The coding region runs from base 357 to 1415 and encodes 352 amino acids. Gene Ontology annotation, cellular component: plasma membrane. The transcript has 7 exons. Lineage: Eukaryota; Metazoa; Arthropoda; Insecta; Coleoptera; Tenebrionidae.